Nothobranchius furzeri (turquoise killifish) is the source of this 2309-nucleotide messenger RNA. The record is from RefSeq and is a predicted model, not a curated record. NCBI's taxonomy places the organism in Eukaryota, Metazoa, Chordata, Actinopteri, Cyprinodontiformes, Nothobranchiidae.
GAAGCUGCUAGCAGAGCUAGCUUGUUGUUCUGGUGUGUGAGGAGAAUAUUUGAGGCUCUGCAGUAAAAAUGUCUUCACUUCAGUCUCUGGGAGAGUUGAUCAGCUAAAGCGACUAACUGCUGCUGCUGCAGAAAUCUUCUCACCAGGCUGUGGAAACUUUCUUCUCCUCCUCAACAACUUGGUGGAGUUCUUUCCAGAACCGGAGAAGAUAUUCUGCGGUCUUCGUGUCAAUCGGAGCUCCAGAAUCAGGUUGUGGAUUGAAGAGGUUCCCUCUACCAGACUCGCUCAUCUGAGUUGGUCAUGAUGCAGGAUCGCUGCUCGCUCUCUGGUCCAUCCUGCUCACACUCUCCGACGGAAAAGCCCCGAAUCUGAAUGUGACUCUGGAGGAAAAAGCGGUUAGCUCUACUCCGUGAACUCUGCUGUUAGCUAAACACGGCUAAAGAAAACCUGCUACCACUUCAGGAUCUGGGACUGAUUCAUCGUGUGUUCUUCACCACCUGGACCUGGACAGCAUGGACACAGUUCCUAUAAAAAGUGAAGAUGAAGAGAAGCCUCUGUUCUCACAACUUCAUCAGCAGCAAAUAGAAGACAGAGAUGUUCCAUCCAGCCGCUCAGCUGACCAGAUUAAAGCAGAAACUGGUGGAGGAGCAGAAACUAGCAGGAACCCAGAUCUGAACCCUCAAGAACAAACAUCUGAUUCUUCAGAGACUGAAGUUAGUGGAGAUGAUGAUGAUGAUGAUGAUGAUGAUGAUGAUGAUGAUGAUGUGAAUCUAGACUCUGAACUGCCAAACUCAGGGUCUGAAAUUGGAGACAAAAACAAUGACUGGAAUGAGAGCAGGUCUUUUCAGUCAGAAGUUAAGACAGUCAACAAAUCUUUUAGCUGCCCUGAGUGUGGUAAAUUAUUUCCCCAUAAGCGGUCUCUCCAGAAACAUGUGAGAGUGACAAGUCAUUCAGCAAUAUGCUCUUCAGGCUUUUUGAUUAAUAAUAAAAGUGUUAGAGUGAAGCAACAUCUAGACUCAGAUAGGAAAGUUCAGAAAGAUCUAAAAUCAUUUAGAUGUGACGACUGUGGAAAAAUAUUUAGUGUAAAAUCCCAAUUAAACAAACACUUGAGAGUCCACACAGGACAGAAAGCUUUUGCCUGUGAGAUCUGUGGACAAAGAUUUAGCCGUAAGUUAACUUUAAAUGAUCACAUGAGAGUCCACACAGGAGAGAAGCCAUUUCCAUGUGAGCUCUGUGGUCAAAGAUUUCGCCUGAAGUCAACUUUAAACAGUCACAUGAGAGUCCACACAGGACAGAAGCUUUUUGUUUGUGAGCUUUGUGGAAAAAGAUUUAGCCGUAAGUUAACUUUAAACACACACAUGAGAGUCCACACAGGACAGAAGCCUUUUCCCUGUGAGCUCUGUGGAAAAAGAUUUAGAUUGAAGGGAGAUUUAAACAAACACAUAAGAGUCCAUACAGGACAGAAGCUUUUUGUCUGUGAGCUUUGUGGAAAAAGAUUUAGCCGUAAGUCAACUUUAAAUGAUCACAUGAAAGUCCACACAGGAGAGAAGCCAUUUCCAUGUGAGCUCUGUGGUCAAAGAUUUCGCCUGAAGUCAACUUUAAACAGUCACAUGAGAGUCCACACAGGACAGAAGGUUUUUGUCUGUGAGCUUUGUGGAAAAAGAUUUAGCCGUAAGUCAACUUUAAAUGAUCACAUGAAAGUCCACACAGGAGAGAAGCCAUUUCCAUGUGAGCUCUGUGGUCAAAGAUUUAGCCUGAAGUCAACUUUAAACAGUCACAUGAGAGUCCACACAGGACAGAAGCCUUUUCCCUGUGAGCUCUGUGGAAAAAGAUUUAGCCAACAGACAAAUUUAAAUAAUCACAUGAGAGUCCACACAGGACAGAAGCCUUUUGUCUGUGAGCUCUGUGACCAAAUGUUUUCCCAAAAGACAAGUUUAACCAGACACAUGGGAGACCACACAAGGACACAAGGAACUAAUGUAAUAACACAAGUCCAAAAAUGAUUGUAGUUUGUACAUCCUAGUUCCAUGUGUUGCAGCCCUGGUUGUUGUCCUGGAUCAGAGUUUCUUCCAGCCCAUGAGCCACCUCUCCCUGUCCUGCAAGCCACAUUUUGUGGCCACUAAGCUGUAAUUAUUUCACUAAAUCUCUGUUUCCAUUGUGAUGCAGCACAAUGCAUCUCUAUUAAGGUAGCACGACUCAGGUUGCGAAUGACUACAGUCACCAAUUUUUAUCAUGUGUCUUGCCCAUGUAUGUCUGAUCUCUGAACUGCGUGUACUGAAACUCUUAAUUUCCCUCUGGGAUUAAUAAAG